UCCUCGGACUUUCCCCCCUCUACUCCGCUUCCCUUCCUCUCUCCUUCGUCCUCUCCUCUCCGUUCCAAUCCAAGCCGCGUCGCUGGGAAAUUUGCAGCCUCGAUCUCCGCCCGGGAAGACGCGGAUCCGGAGGAGGAAAGCAGCAUCGGUCUCCAUCUCCUCGGGCUCAAUCUUUCGUGGUCUCCCUCUUCUGAUCUCGCAAUGGCGAGCGGCGCCUACGGUUCAAGGGAAGGGCUGACGGCCAGGCCGGCUGCAUCAUCAAGCUCCAGCGAGAUUUCGCUCCAGAUCGACCCAAUUACCGCUGAUUUGGAUGACCAUAUUGUCGGACUUCGUGGGCAAGUCCGUAAGCUAAGAGGGGUUGCCCAAGAGAUCCAAACAGAGGCCAAGUACCAAAAUGAUUUCAUCUCUCAGCUGCAAAUGACUCUGACAAAGGCCCAGGCAGGCGUCAAGAAUAACAUGAGGAGAAUAAACAAGAAAAUCAUACAGAAUGGUUCGAACCAUCUUUUUCAUGUAAUCCUCUUCGCUCUCGUCUGCUUCUUUCUAGUGUACCUCGUGUCCAAGUUCUCUAGGAGAUGAUGAAGCACCAAGACCUGACAAAAGGGAGAGAUCGAGUAAAAUGUUAGUUGGUACCUCCGUCAAUGGCAGUUGGCAGACACUGUGUUUUGAGGUUCAUGUUACAGUACUACGGCAGAAUAAGUUGAUAGUUGGUGAAAAAAAGUGUCAUUCCCCUGUAUCUUGUACAAGAAUUCCAUAUUCCAUGACAAUGUGAAUAUAUUCCAUGAUGUUUGGGCCCAUA
Messenger RNA from Oryza sativa Japonica Group (Japanese rice), 796 nucleotides. RefSeq names its product bet1-like protein At4g14600. Lineage: Eukaryota; Viridiplantae; Streptophyta; Magnoliopsida; Poales; Poaceae. The record is from RefSeq and is a predicted model, not a curated record.